Molecule: messenger RNA, 501 nt
Organism: Necator americanus (New World hookworm)
Lineage: Eukaryota; Metazoa; Nematoda; Chromadorea; Rhabditida; Ancylostomatidae
Exons: 1
Coding region: 1-501 (166 amino acids)
Source: RefSeq, a predicted model, not a curated record
AUGACGACCAAGACCAUCCAUGGGAACUCGCAAUUCCAGAAGCCCUCUCCACUACGCUGGACGUGGGAGUCACCCGAUGGAGGGUACCGUAUUGAAAUUGACCACAUCAUCGUCAGUAAAAGGUUUUGCCUGACGGAUGUCGCUGUUGUGCCAAAGUUCUAUACGGGAUCCGACCACCGCCUCCUCCGAGGAAGAUUUUCCUUUACAAGGAGAGAAGAGAAAGCCGCCAAGUUCAGAGAGGGAAGUCCCAAAAUUAUCAUUAACUGGGAUCUCUUCGCUAUGCUAGCGGGCUUUUGGGAAGAUUCCGCAAUGCACAAUAUCGACGAGGAAUAUGACCGGCUCGCUGAACACCAUCACGACUGCACGGAGAAGGCUGAGAGUUUUAAAACCACCAAGAGACGCCUGUCUCUUGAAACUCUUUACGCAAGCGUGGAGCAGCACGAGCCGCAGGGAACCAAGAACUCAAGUCCGAGCUCGCAAGGCUUGGCAAAGAGGCGAUAA